Molecule: messenger RNA, 663 nt
Organism: Hibiscus syriacus
Lineage: Eukaryota; Viridiplantae; Streptophyta; Magnoliopsida; Malvales; Malvaceae
Exons: 6
Cellular component (GO): chloroplast
Source: RefSeq, a predicted model, not a curated record
UUUAUCAGCUUCUCUUUGCUCUCUUUCACAGCCAUCUCCAGAGGAACGGAGAAACUGAUAGAGACUGUAAAACAAUUUGCAGAUUCCCAAUACAAGCUGUUCACAACUAGAUAUGGGCAACAAGUUAUUGACAUUUUAGAGCUCCCAAUUAAAGUAGUGCUCUCUCCUUUCACCCUUGCCUUUGAUAUUGCUGGCUCUGCUCCUCGUGGCUUUGGCAUUCCUGAGUUUAUCUCCAAGCUCUCCUAUACUUCUGUCUUUGCUAUUGCUGCUUUGGGAACCUAUGAUAUUGCUCUAGAGCUGGGAAAGAAGGUGAUAUGUCAAAGUCUACAAAAAUAUCCUCCUCCCCGGCCACGGAACUGGGGUAGGCUGGAUCUUCCCCUAAAUGCUUCUUCAUGGAGUGAAGACGACCUGAAAGAUCCAGCAAAACUGUAUGAAAUGACUGUUCUUCUUAAUGCUCAAAGAGAGAUUGCUGAUAAACUUCUAGAUGCUCAGUGGGAAACCAAAUGGCGCCAAGAGAAGUUAAACGAGACGUUGGAGGAAAAGGUGUGUCCGUACAUUCAGAACAUCGAUAACGGUGUCCUUCCUCAGCCAAUUGUAAUACAGUCACGAAACGGAAAUCUAAAGAAAUCCAGGAGGAGGAAAUUGUUAUUUCUUAAGCUAUGA